AUGGAACUUGGACUUGGAGGCCCAUCUGCGCUGCCCCACUUUCCCUGGCCUAGGCGGCAGCCUGCCCUGUGGCCCACCCUGGCCGCACUGGUCCUGUUGAGUAGUGUCACGGAGGCCUCUCUGGACCCUUCGCCCCACGGCCCCGCCACCCGCGAAGACCCUGCGCCCGUCCUGGCGCCCCCUACCGGCCCCCUCUCCGGGAUACGCACUGCGCGUUUGUGUAGCGGAAGAUCCCGGCGGCCACUGCCGCAGACUCCCCAGCCGUCACCAACGCCUCCCGGGCCCGCACCGCAGUCCUCUCCCGCUGCGUCCCGAGGGGGCCGCGCGGCGCGGGCGGAGGGCCGGGACAGCAGCGCGCGGGCCACGGGGGCGCGGGGCUGCCGCCUGCGCUCGCAGCUGGUGCCGGUGCGCGCGCUUGGCCUGGGCCACAGCUCCGACGAGCUGGUGCGUUUUCGCUUCUGCAGUGGCUCGUGCCGCCGCGCGCGCUCCCCGCACGACCUGAGCCUGGCCAGCCUGCUGGACGCCAAGGCCCUGAGGCUGCCCCCCGGCUCCCGGCCGGUCAGCCAGCCCUGUUGCCGGCCCACUCACUAUGAGGCAGUCUCCUUCAUGGACGUGAACAGCACCUGGAGAACCGUGGACCGCCUCUCCGCCACGGCCUGCGGCUGCCUCCCUUAA
Messenger RNA from Castor canadensis (American beaver), 675 nucleotides. It is a transcript of the gene Artn, whose product is annotated as artemin. Gene Ontology annotation, molecular function: glial cell-derived neurotrophic factor receptor binding; receptor tyrosine kinase binding; growth factor activity. NCBI's taxonomy places the organism in Eukaryota, Metazoa, Chordata, Mammalia, Rodentia, Castoridae. The record is from RefSeq and is a predicted model, not a curated record.